AUGGAGGAUGUUUAUUUGGUUGAAAGACAUCAAAAACCAAAAUGGUCAAUUAUAAUUGGAAUAUUAGUUGGGGUAGCCUUUGUUGGAGGAUUGGCUGCUAUGGUUAUGUUAAUAGUGCAUCGUAAGUUAAAGUGUGAUGUUAGGGCUAGGAAGAAUUGAUAUAGUGAUAAGCCAGGACUGUGGGCUAGGGCCACGGGUUAAGGCUCUGGGCUAAAGCUCUGGGCUGAAGGCUCUGGGCUAGGGCUUUGGGCUAGGAUUCUGGGCUAGGCUACGUAUAAGCAAUUAUCUAAAAAAAUAAUUUUAGGCCCAGAACUAAAUUCAACCUCGACUACUACAACACCCUCACCAACUUCUACUACUAGUACUACUACUACUACUCCAGCUCCCCCAGUUCCGCCAAAGCCCUUACCAUCAACUCGAAUUUUGUUUUUUGCCAAAAUCAGCAAAAUUCAAAAGCGUAGCAUCAGAAGCGGCAGUUUGACUUACUUUGCCAAUAACAUCUACAGUAAGCACAGUAAGCCCAACAUUACAGUACCAGACGAACCAAAUCCAAAAGAGUUGUUAAUAGAAGCCCUGAAGCGUUGGGAUGACAAAUUGAAAUCAAAUGAGUUAAAAAUCGAAUUGGUACCAUAUUUGGACCAGGUUUUAGAAGAUGACAUUUCUAAACCGGCUGAUAACGCAAAAGAUUUUAUUGUUUAUCUGAACAGUGUUUAUGAUAAGCAUGAAGAUUUUAGUGGAGAACCAUCACAAGCAAGGUAAAUUUUGUGUUCUGUGGAUUUUAGUACUACUAAAAAUUUAAAAAAUUAAAAAAAAAAAGUUUUUUUAAUUUUUUGGUUUAAAGAAGUAAUUUUUUGUAAUUGGUACUGGUGGUACUACUAGUAAAACUUAAAAAAAAUUUUUUUGAACAAAACUGAUUUUCAAGUUAUUUUUGCUUUAAAAAUGCACUUUUUUCACAAGAUGGUACUACUGGUACUUCUGGUACCGAUGGUAUUCUUGCAAAAAAAAUUUUUUUAAAGUUUUUUUUUAAAAAUUUAUACGAAAUUUUGUUUCAAAAAUGCACUUUUUUCCAAGUUGUUAUUACUGGUACUAGUGGUACACUUUUAAACUAAAAAAUUAUUUUUGAUCUUUUAAUUAUUUUUUUGACAAAUUUUUGAUAAAAAAUUACUUUUUUUAACAUUUAGUACUAAUGAUACCACUGGUGCACCUCAAAAAAAAUUUUAUUUUAAAAAAAUAUUUCAAAAAAUUUUUUAAAAAUUCAAUUUCACUUUACUUUUACGACUAUAUAACCAAUACUAAUCCACUUUCAGCUCCAAUUUUCAGGGUUGCUUUUUUGCUUUUUGCUUCCUUGUCCUGUCCAACGCUUUCAAUCUUUUCUUUUCGAAUACCAUUAUCUAAACUAAUUUUUUAAAAUUUCAGAGCAGUGAACUACAUAAAGAAUCUACAAUACGAUGAUGAGGUUGUGAAUCAUUAUGUUCAUUUAUUUGCGCCGGAGAAGACGGCUUAUCGGUAGGUUAAAGGCUGUCAUAAGCUGGUGAAUAUAUACUGUUACAGGGUGCGCCAAAAGUUCUGUUACAAAGCUUUACCGGUCGAGUAUUUGAUUAAAAAACCGUGUAACAGAACUUUUGGCGCAGCUUUUAUAUUUUAUUCACAGUAUGUAGCGACUAAGUUAAUAUAAUAAGAAAUGGCUUCAUUUUGUGAUUAAACUAGACAUUAGAUAUCAUAAAGUGUAGCCUCAAAUAAAAAAUUUGAAAAAAUCAAAAAAGUACGCCAUUAGAAAAGUCUUGUCGUCAAUCAUUUUGUAAUUUCCUACAAAUCGACGACAAUACUUUUUUUAACAUUUUACAAUUACGUUUACGUCUAUAAAAUAACAUUUUCAGUAACAAUGACCCGAGUGCUGACAUAAACGCCGUCUCGAAAGAGCUAGAAGACUUGCCUGACAAUGUACAUAAGUUCAUGAUAGUAGCAACAACAUACGAUAAUGAUACUAUCAGUAAAUAUCAGCCGAAGAAUAACCAUAAACAUAUUGUUACUGUGAACGAUGAGAAGGCUAUAGAUGACAUUGAACAUUCUAUUGGUAGGUCUGUCAAAUUUAUGUUACGGUAACGAGUUACAGUAUAAAAAAUGUUACAGUAUCGCGUCUAGAAAAUAUUACGGUAUACGGUAAUAAAAAUCAAUUUCUAACCAUUUUAUAACAAGGUUAAAACGUAAACUUAAAAUUUAGUACUAGUACUAAUACUGUAAUUUUCAGAUGAUGAAGUACUUGUCACAACCACGACAACAACAACCACUACUUCAUCUACUACUACUACAACAUUUACUAGCACUACUACAUCAACUGGUACUACUACAACUCCUACAGAGCCUACUGAACCAAGUACUACUACAAAUGACACUACUGAUCCUACUCAAACAUCAGCUGGUACUACUAACCCUACCACGUCUUUUGAAGCUACAUCUAGUCCAACAGUGACUUCUGAAACCACCUCUAGUUCAACAGAACCUUCAGAGUCCACAACAAGCCAUACAAAGCCUUCUGAAGCUACUACAAGGUCUACGGAGCCUUCUGAAGCCACAACAAGUUUUACUGAGCCUUCUGAAACCAAUACUAGUCCAACAGAGCCUUCUGAAGCAACCUCAAGCCCUACAGAAUCUUCAGAAGUUACAACAGAUGCUACUACUACAUCAAAAGCUACGACAAGCUCUACUGAUGAAUCUGAAGCUACUACCAGCCCCACUGAUGAACCUGAAACAACUUCAAUUUCCACAGAAGCUACAGAGGCUUCAUCAACAACAGACGUACCUACAGAGCCUAUGACAACAUCAAAAGCUACAGAAGAACCAGCGACUACACCUUCAGAAGCUACAAAGACUUCUUCAGCUUCAGAAAGCACUGAUCAGUCAUCAACUUCUGAAGUUACUAAAGCGUCACCAUCUUCUGAAGCUACAACUAUAAAUCCAACAACUUCUGAAACCACUGACAGCCCAACUACAACUUCAGAAUUCACAACAGAAGCCCCUAUAACUUCAGAAUCCACAGGAAGACCAACAAUACCAACUGAGUCAACAGCAACGACGUUUGAACCAACUAGUGAGGCUUCUACUGAUAGUAGUACGAAAACAAGUGAGGCUACUGAAGAAACAAGUUAUCCUACUGAAACUUCAGAAACUUCAACAGUAAGUCCUACGAAGACUUCAGAAUCUACGACGAUAAAUCCAACUGAGUCUUCAGAAGCUACAACAGAAUAUCCAACAGAGUCUUCUGAAUCACCAACGUCAAGCCCUACUGAAGCUACGGAAUCAUCAUCGUCAAUCCCUACUGAAUUAACGUCAAGCCCAACUGAAGCUACAGAAUCAUCAUCGUCAAGUCCUACUGAAACUACGGAAUCGUCAUCGUCAAGUCCUACUGAAACUACAGAAGCAUCCUCGUCAAACCCUACUAAAGCUACCGAGUCAUCAUCGUCAAGCCCUACUGAAACUACUGAAUCUUCUUCAAUGCCAACAGAAGCUACAGAUUCUACAUCGAUUCCUACAGAGUUUACUGAAGCAACUUCAAUUUCAACUGAAGCCACAGGCUCUACGUUAAUUCCUACUGAGCCAUCAGAGUCUACAGUAACGUCUAGUAAACCAACAAAGCUAACAACGCCUUCUGAAGCUAGUGAAGAGCCAACAACUUACGCUACAGAAUCUACUGAAAGCUCAACGUCUUAUAGUACUAAACCCACAGAAGCUUCAACGUCUUACCCCACUAUUCCUACAGAAGAUGUAACAACUGAUGAACCUACAGAAGCUACAUCACCAUCUCAAGCUACAUCAGAAGCCACAGAGGUUACUAGUCUUCCUACUGAACCAUCUUCUUCUACAAGAUCUUACAGUACCUUUACGGAAACUUCGGAAACCACAGAGGCUACAAGUACUUCUGUAGAGACUUCUGAAGCUACCGAGGCUACAAGUGCUUUUACACAAACUUCUGAAACAAGAGAGGCUACAAUUACUCCUACAGAAACUUCCAAAGGCACAGAAGCAACGAGUACUUCUGCGGAAACUUCUGAAGCAACAGAGGCAACAAGUGCGUCAACAGACACUUCUGAAGCCACAGAGGCUACCAAUGCUCCUAUAGAUACUUCUGAAGCAACAGAGGUUACAAGUCUACCUACUGACCCUGUAACUCUUUCUACUGAACCAACGCCUUCUACUGAACCUAUAACUAUUCCUACAGAACCUACGUCAAGUCCAAGUCAACCGACUGGCACUACAACUUCUAUGGAACCUACAAAAGCUACUACAGAACAAGCUACAACUGAGUCAGAAGUAACCACAAAAAGUCCUACUGAUGCUACUGAAGCAACUGAAAGUUCUACAGAACCAAACGAUUCUACAGAAAGACCUACUGUACCCACAGAAUCUAGUGAAGCUCCAAAUUCUUCUACAGGUACUACUGAAGUUCCUACGGUGCCAACAGAAUCUACUGAAGCUUCAACGAGUAAGCCUACGGAGCCUUCUAAAGCUCCAACGAAUGAGCUUACAGAGCCUUCUGAAGCUCCAACAACUCAGCCUACAGAGCCUUCUGAAGCUCCAACAACUCAGCCUACAGAGCCUUCUGAAGCUUCAACAUAUGAGCCUACCAAGCCUUCUGAAGCUCCAACAACGGUAACUCAGUCAACAGCUUCUACAGAAGCUUCUACGCCUUCUAAAAAUACUACAGAAGCAAUUACAACAGAUUUUACUGAAUCAACGUCAACAGAUUCUACAGAAGCCUCUACAACGUCUGAAAGUUCAACUGAAACUCCAGUGACUUCUACAAAACCUACAGAGUUUCCAACAGAAUCAACGGAAUAUACAAGAGGUACUACGUCUUAUGGUACUACUGAAGGUACGAUAACAUCAAGUGAACUUACUGAAGCUACUACUAGUUUUUCUGAAGAAACUACAGAAUCAAGUGCAAGUUCUUCCACUCAAUUCUCUACGGAAUCAACAUCAAGAACUUCAACUAAAGUUCCAACAGAAGCUACUGAAUCUACAGUAUAUUCAAGUAGAUCUACUGAGCCUUCAGAUGUUACUACUGAUCAAACCGAACUUUCUGAAGCUACUACAAGCUCGGCAAAGCCUUCUGAAACUACGCCAAGCCCUACAGAGUCUUCAGAAGCUACCACAAGCCCUACGGAGUCUUCAGAGGCUACUACAAGAUCUACACAACCUUCUGAAGCUCCUACAAGCCCUACAGAGCCUUCUGCGACUACAUCAAUUAUCCCUGAAACUUCUGAAUCUACAACAAUAUCUACACUAAUCCCAACAGAACCUACAGAUACUACAGUACCUUCAGAUACCACAGAGAGUACGGACACAACAGAACCUACAGACCCUACAGAAGCUUCACCAACAACUCAAGGCUCUACAGAAGCUACUAAGACAACACAGCCUUCUACAGAGCCUUCUGAAGCUACAUGGGCAACAGAAGAACCAGAAGUUACUACGGAAGCUACUGACCCUACUGUACCUAUUGAGCUGAGAAGAUUAGUUACUGUAGCCUUCUACAAUGGUCCGUCUAAACAAAGGUGUACUAGUCGACGGUGUAGACAGUCGGUUGAGCAGGUAAGCUCUAACAUAAUCUACUAACCACAUCUUUUGCUAUAUUCUGUUUAUAUCUACUAGUAUAGUACUUAUUAUACAUACAGUAAUAUACUAGCUAUGCCUAUUAUAACUUUCUGUAUAUAUUUAUCUUAAUGUAAUUACAAUACUUAUUAAAAUACAAUUGUUACACUUACUAUAACAUACUUAGCAUACUUACUACAAUAUAAAGUAGUAAGGAACUUUAUAGCUUAUAAUGAGUAUUUUCAGGACGACCGUCAGCUAUUGCUACAAGUAAUUGACAAAUGGGAUUCAGACGGCUAUUUUGAAACUGGACUGGCAAUUAGAGCUGUGGCCUUCAACUCAACAGUAGGAAACGUGUCAGAUGUUAUGGUAAAUGCGGAGGAGGUGAAAACGUUUGUUCAAUCACAGUACAGCUACAAUGCAAUGAAGAAUGGCAAAAACCCUUCACAAGCAAAGUAAGGUUAAUGUACUUUUGCUUUUUUGUUUACCUACUGUAGGCUUUUUUAUUUUACUGUAAUAUACCUUGGCUUUUACGUUUUUUGUCGCAUUUGAUGGCUAUCCUGAAAGCAAAUUACUGUAUUUUUGAUUACUAUGUUUAUUUUUGCAAAAUGUGUGUUUUGCAUUUUCGUUGCUGGCAGUAAGAGUACAAAGUCACGGCUGUACAAGAGUACAAAACUAUGACAGUACAAGAGUGAAAAGUCAUGGCAGUACUCACAAGAUAUAACAAACCAAAUCACUACAUAUCACUACAUAUUUACAAUUACAGUGUGGUGCAGAGAAUUCUACAAGAUGAAAAUGUGAAGAGUAUCUACAUUUUACGGCCGAAAAUUGAGGAUUAUCGGUAAGAAUUUUAUUUUUUACAAAAAAAAAUCUCCUAAUUAAGCCAGACUAGAAAGACUAAACUAAAGAAAAUCUUUGAAAUGCCUCUGGCAGUCAAAACAAACCAAUUUUCAAACUCAACCCGCGGGCAAAAAAACCUCAUGCUCGGCCCGCCUGAUUGUUGCUCAAGGUCAACUCAGCCCGAUUGUCAGGUCUAGCCGAAGCUCACAAUAAGGCCCCAAAGGCACAACUUGGGCUUUGCAACAAAAGAUUUGUUUCGCAAAAAGUGUAAAACAUAUCUCACGUUGAAGCUAUUAUAUGUAUAGUACUUAUUCUUUUUUACCUUUCAGCUCAUCCAAAGACUUCUGGAAAGACAAUCAAUUGGCUAAAAGUGUGGCCAAGUCUUACAGGAUUAAACUACAGGUACUCAAUGAUAUUUGA
Molecule: messenger RNA, 6849 nt
Organism: Bursaphelenchus okinawaensis
Lineage: Eukaryota; Metazoa; Nematoda; Chromadorea; Rhabditida; Aphelenchoididae
Source: the annotation of a GenBank genome assembly